Molecule: messenger RNA, 1764 nt
Organism: Ceraceosorus bombacis
Lineage: Eukaryota; Fungi; Basidiomycota; Exobasidiomycetes; Ceraceosorales; Ceraceosoraceae
Source: the annotation of a GenBank genome assembly
AUGUCAGGAGCUGGAAGCACAACAGCAGCGGGAGUCUCCGCUAGCGCUCCCGUUCCCGGUGGAGCGUCCCACAACAUCAGGCUGGCAGGAUCCUUCGACAUCCACAGACCCAGCACACUGUCCGCGUCUCCUCGAUCCGAGCUCCGUAUAGCUCUCGCACAAGUCACACCAUCCUCUUCCGACAACGCCGAAGCCGAAGGCUUGGCGAUCGUGCGCACAUACGCCAAAAGAGCAGCCCAUCAAGGGGCCGAUGUGCUCGUUCUGCCCGAGUAUUUUCUGAGCGGAGCCACGCACGAUCAGUGGAGAGCUGUCGCGGAACGCGGAGAGCCAAAAGGAGGCGUGCAGGAUGCUCACUUGCGGGAAGAUCACUUCUUGUCGGAGAUUGCGACCAUCGCAAAGGAAUUCGACUUGGACAUUGUCAGCGGUACGGCCGUCGAAGCUGGACCUCAUGCUUCCCAAAGUCAGGAGCGAACCAAGCAUCAUGCGCCGCACAGGGGUGACAAGGACGCUACGCAAGCACACGCAGAAGCGGCAGACCAGAUAGAGGUCUUCAACACCGCUUACUACGUCGGUAGAGAUGGUCAAGUCAAGGGUUCAUAUACCAAAAGGGCGAGUAGAGACUGGGAUCGACGACCAGCACCUGACACUCCGAAGAAAGCUCAUUAACCUCGAAUGCGCACCACAGAACCUUUGGCAUCCUGAGCGUAGCGUUCUGACCUCCGCUACCGCCUCAAGUCAUCCGGCCCCUCGAACGUUCGAUAUCAUCACCAAGGCGGGACGGUCACUAAAGGUCGGAAUGCUUAUAUGCGUGAGUCGGCCUUCCAAUCGAGUGCUGCAUCAUGUGUGAAUCCAGCUGACGCACAAGUCUACUGCUUGCGGCUUCAAGUGGGACUUGGGCUUUCCAGAAACGUUUAGGGAGCUGUAUGAGCCAAAUGCAGAUGUUCGGGGAGGACCAAUGGUCGGACCAGAUGUGUGGGUCACACUCGACGCGCAAAAGGAGUGGCGGGCACGUCAAGAAGCUGACAUUGCACGCCGUUGAUCAGUGUCUUUGUGCCCACUUGCUGGUACGCCACCGAUGCCGGUGCGAAAGGUUUGCGGUGGAACAAGAAUGGAGAGAGCGCUUUGUUAGGUGAGUGAGGUUACCGGCGCACCUGUUUUGAUGGCCUGCCACGGUGCCCGGCUGACGACGUGCUAAUACACGUCUGUGCGCAUACAGACUCGCUCGUCCUUGCCCGAGCCAUCGAAAACGAGUGCGUGGUUGCCAUGUGUAAUGUGAGCGGCGCGUCCUGGCCAUCCGGAGAAGAUCUGCGUCGACCUCUAGAUGAUGCAUCCAAGGCUGAUCGAAGCUUUGGAGGUGCUUCUCCAAGCGCAAGCAAUCAAGCUGGUGACGGAGCAGUCUUGACGGCCGAAGGAGCUGGACCAACACUUUUUCCCACGCCUGCUGGUGGUAGACCUACGAUACAGCCUACAGGUAUCCCCACCACCUCCGAUGGCAAGCGCAUACAGGCCCCUGCAGAUGCUCUAGGUCACAUCUCGCUAGCGGAGGAGAAGGACCUGACGGCGUCGCGCGCUACAGACGAGCAGGAAGAGCCGAUAGGUGUGGGAAGAUCCCAAGUGUGCGCACCCUUCUUGGGUCGAGUGGCGGUGGUGAACGAUGAAAAGGAAACUCUUUUGCUCGCAGCUUUGGACCUCAGAGUUCUCGACGACGCUCGCGAUGUGUACAAGAUUAGAGAAGACUUGGGCAAAGCUACGGUGGCACAAUAA